This is a messenger RNA of Gloeophyllum trabeum ATCC 11539, 1979 nucleotides long. RefSeq lists its product as uncharacterized. The transcript has 7 exons. Gene Ontology annotation, cellular component: cytoplasm; ubiquitin ligase complex. The record is from RefSeq and is a predicted model, not a curated record. Lineage: Eukaryota; Fungi; Basidiomycota; Agaricomycetes; Gloeophyllales; Gloeophyllaceae. Bases 60 to 1724 code for a protein of 554 amino acids. Gene Ontology annotation, molecular function: ubiquitin protein ligase activity; zinc ion binding; ubiquitin conjugating enzyme binding. Gene Ontology annotation, biological process: ubiquitin-dependent protein catabolic process; positive regulation of proteasomal ubiquitin-dependent protein catabolic process; protein polyubiquitination.
AUCCACCCGGGCGACAACAAGCACGACUUCCAUCGUGAACGACAACAACGAGUGCAACCAUGUCCGACGACUACUCCGAUGACGAGUAUUACUACGAUGAGGACGAGGAUAUGAUGGACGCCGACGACGGAGACUCUGCCCCGUCCGACGAGGAGAUGGACAUGGAGGUGUUUGAUAACGACUUUAAGCUGCCUGGCAAGGCGCGCAAGAAGUCCUACGAGGUCGACUCGGAACCUCUGAGUCAGGCGCAAGUCGAGCGGCUCAUGCAGACAGACAUCGAACAUAUCAGCGGUAUCUUCGGCGUCGAUGAGAACGUGGCAUCGCUUCUGUUGCGACAUAUGAGCUGGAACAAGGAGCGCCUAAUCGAGAAGUACAUGGACCAUGCCACCGCUGUGAGCGUCGAAGCCGGCAUCACACCCAAGGAGGAGAAGCCCGCAAAGGCCGCCGCCUCCAGCCGCGCAGGUUCGUCAUCCACCGGGCCCCAGCGCUCCACCCGCUCGUCCAAAUCCAGCAACAAGCUCAAGUCCCCGUCGCCCGCGCCGAAGGAGGACGAGCCGUACACCUGCCCGAUCUGUUUCGACGACACACAGACGCGCACGAUGGCGCUCGCGUGCGGACACGCGUUCUGCUCUUCUUGCUGGAACGCGUACGUGACGGGCAAGAUCCGUGAGGAGGGCGAGCACUGGAUCCGCUGCAUGGCCGAGGGGUGCGGGCUCGUCUGCCCGGACCCCUUUGUGCGCGAGGCGCUGGGCGAGGAUAAGGCGACGUGGAACCGGUUCCGCGAGCUUCUGGUGCGCCAUUUCGUCGGAUGCAACAAGAACCUCAAGUUCUGCCCCUACCCCAACUGCACGUACACGGUUGCGUGUCCCGCUGCUGCGUCGAAGUCGGCGCUGCUCUCCAUCGUGCCGACCGUGACCUGCGGUGCGAGUCCGGACCACAAGUUCUGCUUCGGGUGCUCCAUCGAGACCGAUCACAGGCCGGUUAUAUGCGCGAUCGCUGCGAUGUGGCUGCAGAAAUGCCACGACGAUAGCGAGACGGCCAAUUGGAUCAAGAGUAACACGAAGGAGUGUACGAAAUGCCAGAGUACCAUCGAGAAGAACGGGGGGUGCAACCAUAUGACUUGCAAGAAAUGCAAGCAUGAGUUUUGCUGGGUUUGCAUGGGCCCUUGGAGUGAACACGGAACGGCUUGGUACUCGUGUAACAGAUACGAUGAGAAAGCGAGUCAAGAGGCUCGCGAUGCGCAGUCGAAGAGCCGGGCUUCAUUGGAACGCUAUCUACACUACUACAAUCGAUGGGCUAAUCAUGAGCAGUCCGCGAAGCUCUCUAUGGAUCUGUACAAGAAGACGGAGCAGAAGAUGGAGGAGAUGCAGAUCUCGUCUGACCUGACUUGGAUCGAGGUGCAGUUCAUGAAGAAGGCCGUGGACGAGGUGUUCAAGUGUCGCAUGACGCUCAAGUGGACAUAUGCCAUGGCGUAUUACCUAGAUAGGGGGAACCCCAAGGAGCUGUUCGAGGACAAUCAACGAGACUUAGAGAAGGCCGUGGAGGAUCUGUCCGAGCUGCUUGAGCAGCCGAUCGAGCCGGAAGUCGUCCCGUCCCUGAGGCAGAAGGUUACAGACAAGACUGUCUACGUCCAGAAGCGCAACGAAAUCAUGUUAGAAGACACUGCCAACGGUUUCCUCGAAGGUCGAUGGCAGUGGAAUACCUCGGUGCCAGGGCUGGAAUGAACAACCAGGCAAUGUAUACCGUGUAUUAUCUAAGUCUUAACUCUUCGUCUGUGCACCCUAUCCCUUUCUUCAUCUGUACAUCGGACAGACACCACCAUCAUCCCGGUCACCCCCUUGCAUCAUUCCUUUUGCUUACUGUCCAAUGUCUUCUUCCCUCAUUGUAUUUUCUAUCUGUGUCAAUAGGUCGAAUAAUCCUGUUACUACAUACAUACCUGUUAUAUAGAGGUCUACAAAGGUUUACAAUCGCUAUUCUGC